AAGGAAAGGCUAGAAUUAAGAAAGAAGACACAUGCACGCGCAUGUCACGCCUUUAUAAGUGUCCUCCUCGUCUCUGUCUUUCCAUUCAUCUUCAAGUUUCUUCUCCUUCUUAAGCCGUCUCACUUUGCUCUCAUUACACACUUUCUCUCACUACACAUUCCCCCCUCUUCUCUCUCUACAAUUUCUAAACACAAAUUUACAUAAACACAAUGCAUAGCUGGGAUAAAUCUACGAGGCAGAGGAAAAAUCAAGCUAACCAAUCAUUUUCCUCGAGUCUUCUUGAUGAGAUCUACAGGGAGCUCGAUGGUGGCGUUGAUGAGAGGCGCAUGGAAAUUAUAAAGCAGAAUAAAGAAAGGAAUGUGAAGAAAUUGAGUAGUAGUGGUGGUUUUGGAGGCAGAGGGAAGGGGAGAAGUAGCGUUGAAAAUGAAGAGAUGAGUAGUUUGAAAAGAGCUUGUUUGUUGGAGAAAUGGAUGGAACAGAAGGUGAAUGAAAAGGCUUUGGCUAGAGGGAGAGGGUCAUUGGUGCAUGAUAAUGAUCCUUUGUUUUUUAGUUCUAGUUCUUGUUCUUCGGAUUCUAGUUUCGGAGGAUUCUCAUCCUCCGAGACAGAAUCUUUUGGUGUGGCAAAAAUAAAGAGGCCUCCCAUUCCCAAACCAAUUCGGACUGGUAGUCGAAUUGUUGGGAACUCUGUCGCUCAGAAUGAGCGACAAAGUGAGUUCUAUUUGUUUGAUGAUUAUCGUAAUCAUCAAACAAAUAAAAUAAACGAAGAUGGCAGUCGUUUGGUAAAGUCGAAGGCCCGUGCUCAAAAGAUUUACGCAAAUUUGAAGAAGAUCAAACAACCUAUCUCGCCAGGUGGCCGGCUCACGAGUUUUAUAAAUUCUAUCUUUACUAAUAGUAACCCCAAGAAAAGCAGAGAAUCACACCGCAAUGCCGGUAACUGUAGUGAAGUGAGUGGUGAUUGGAAGUCUAGGUCUGCUCAGACAUCUACAUGUUCAUCAGCCUCUUCGUUUUCAAGAUCAUGUUUGAGCAAGAAUUCCCCAAAUUCGAAGCAGAAACGCAACAAUGGGGUCCAAAGAUCGGUCAGAUUCUACCCGGUGAGCGUCAUAGUUGAUGAAGACAGUCGUCCUUGCGGCCACAAAUGCCUUUACGAAGAAGAGGUUGAGAAAUUUAAGAAUCCAAUUCCGUGUAGCCAGACCAAUCUGAAACAGCCAAUGCCGCCUGUUGUGGAUCACAGGAGCAAUGACGUUUCAAGGAAUUAUGAAAAAUCGAAGAAGAUUGAUUUUGCUGCUUCAAUUAAUCAGGAAGAGGAUUAUGAUUUUGAAGAUGAUUGUGCUAGUGAUUUGAGCUCGGACUUAUUUGAGCUUGAUCAUUUAGCAUCAUUUAAGGAUGAUAGGUUCUGCGAGGAUCUUCCGGUUUAUGAAACUACUCAUUUAGGGCUCAACCGUGCGAUAGCAAAUGGUUUGAUUCGUUAAGGUUUUUGUUUAGAAAUUUUCUGUUAUUUUAGGGGAUAAGCUAUCAAUUGGUAUAUCUUUUAUUGUGGUUA
Messenger RNA from Daucus carota subsp. sativus, 1540 nucleotides. Its product is annotated as protein BIG GRAIN 1-like B. The transcript has a single exon. The coding region runs from base 210 to 1469 and encodes 419 amino acids. Gene Ontology annotation, biological process: auxin-activated signaling pathway. The record is from RefSeq and is a predicted model, not a curated record. Lineage: Eukaryota; Viridiplantae; Streptophyta; Magnoliopsida; Apiales; Apiaceae.